Messenger RNA from Parathielavia appendiculata, 4418 nucleotides. RefSeq lists its product as uncharacterized. The record is from RefSeq and is a predicted model, not a curated record. The transcript is spliced from 5 exons. The coding region runs from base 338 to 4030 and encodes 1230 amino acids. NCBI's taxonomy places the organism in Eukaryota, Fungi, Ascomycota, Sordariomycetes, Sordariales, Chaetomiaceae.
CCCGGGUACCUUCACGUUCUGGAUUGAAGCGACCAGCUUUCCUUCUUUCCUUCCCGACAUGACCUCCAAAACACAGGUGCUACACGCAGCGGUUUUUGAUACGGUCCCUCGCAGCUAGUCUUGUUACACGUAUCUCUUCGACUUUCGAACCCGUACUCGAGCAGUCCAGCGGCAAAGGGACAGAGCGCCGCAAUUAGACAUUUUUAGGCCUCAACUCAUUGCUGCGUUCUGGCGCCAUCCCUGCGCUAAAAUUUGGCAGGCCUCGCCAUUUGACACGAUUAUCGCUUCUGUCAGGAGCCGCGCUAGCAAGUUGAUGUGACGUCGGACGACCUCACGUAUGAUGGCGCCGCAGGGCCUGCUGCUUGAGACUGCUCGGGUCGAGGCCGCGCACGCCCGGUUGAAGGAGCUCACGCGUCGGUAUCGCGCUCAAGAGGAAGAGGCGCGUGCAGAGCUGGACGGGAAGUCGGCAGCCAUCGACGCCGACUUUGAGAAGCGGAUAGCUGAGAUAGCCCAGCUGGAUCCUUCUCUCCGCGAGAGGAUCGAGGCGGUUCUGAUCAAGACCAGAUGCCUCGAGAUCGAAGAGCUACGGCGGGCUCAUCAAGAGAAGGCCGAUGCGCGAAAGAAACUCUACGAUGAACAAAAGCGGCAGUAUGACGAGGAAAUAUACACAGCGAUCACAGCCGCGAUGAGCGCGAGUCACACGUCGAGCCCGGGUCAACCUCCCGUCUCGCCAUCGCGACCAUCAAAAGCCUCCCAAGGUUAUACCGCUACUGUUGCUACUUCCGGCCCAGCCAGCCUCGCUGAAACUGACCCUGUCGCACCUGCUGCAAGCGAGGUUGCAUCGCUGCCCCAGCGGGUUGCAUCUCCGUUACCAAUACAAGCUCGGACAGAGACGGACAGUCAAGCGACCCUGUCCCAGAGUCUUGACUUGGACAAUGCCUCGCCGACGCAUAGCCUUUCUGAGCAUAGCCAAGAAACGCCGGGAAUGUCUUAUCAGCAGCCGGCAGCAAAGAAGGAGGAUGUUGAAAAUGCCAGACCUUCUGCACAAUCGACAACCGCGUCGGCCGCCGGCCUACCAUUACCUGUAAUCGGCCGGGAGAGUACUCUAUCGGAGGCAUUCCCCUCUCCCGGGCAUCGAGAUCAACCACCUGCUCCGCCAACGCUGGCCCCCAAGCCAGAUCCGGUCCACAAGCGCAAAGCCAACGGCGACUCAAACGGCGAUUCUCCCGCAUCUAGCCCUGACCGCCACAAGCGCACCCGAUUUGAAUGGGAGCAUGGUGACCACCGCACGCCUACCAAUCCGCCUCCACCGUUUGUUCAGCAGGACGCUCCAGAGAGGACAGUCUCGUUUGAAGAGGUGUACGGUGCUCCUGGGCGCCCGGCGCGACACAUGCAUGUCAUAGUUCAGUGGCCUCCGAAGACGGGCCAUUACUAUAUCCUACGAUGCGAUGAACAUGGGGUACACUUCGGCGAACACCCACUCAGGGGUGCGGCUAAGCACCUUGCCAGCGCACAACACGGCUACAUGUCCAAGGCGCAUGCAACCGCCAUCGAAACCUUGGGACACCGAGUCGUAGGCUGCACCGAGGAAAUGGCCAACAUGAACAAUGAAGCCGUUUUGAAGGCAAUGAAAGACGGCUCAUACAAGAUAUUCAACGCCAAUAACCUCAGUCAAGCGAAGCGCGCCGAGCUCGGUUAUCCCCCUCUCGACCCCCUGGGCUCUCAGAAGACUACAAUGCACCGAAAACCGACAGCGGGCAUCACGAGACCCAUCUCUUGCAGGUUCUAUGUCGGCAAUUCCGGCGGAGAAGUGUACCCUGUCUUGAUCCUCCCAUGGAUCGAAAUGUCGCCGGUUGGCCUGGUUGGCACGUUGGCCGACACCGGCCUCUUCCGCAAGACCACAGAUGAUGGCAAGCUAUUGGCGGUGCCUAAGCUGCCCAGGUGCUAUGUCUAUCUCGAAGUCAACGGCCGUAUCAUCGGUAUCCAGGGCUGGGCAAAGGGGUAUGAGGAUGGCGGUCCGCUCGAGAGAAAGCGGGAAUUUCCUGUCUUGUGCGCUGACAGCAACGACUGUGGUGAUUGGACAGUGGGAUGGAUCAAGGCAGCCCAUUUAUCCAUCCUGGACUUCGACGAUCCCUCCUCGCGGAACAUCCCUUAUUUCACAGCUGCCCGGGAUUAUCUUCUUCGCCGGGUCCGGCCGCCGCCUUGUAUUGUUGACGACGAGGCACGAGGCACGCCUAGGCAGCUUCGCCACACCGCUUUACGAGGAGGUGCCCGGAACAUUGCACCAGCCGCAGGGGACGACGUCGAGAUGAGGGAUGCCGAUGAUGUGCACUACCGCAACCAUGGAAGUGAAUCCGACCUGGAUAUGGUCAGCCCGGCCAUGUCAUACCUCAACAACCGCGCUGGAAAGGCAGACGACAGCCGACGCACGAGCGUCUUGAACAGAGACGAGCACUACAACGGACCAUGGUUUAGAGAUGGGGCUGCUGCCGAAUCUAUGACAGCGUCCAUGCAUCCUGCCCAGUUGAUUGCUGCUCAAGCACUGAAUCUGCAGCCGCCGGCGCGGAGCGGAUUCAGGGCGAUCAACACUGCCGGAGGUGCUAAUGGAAGUAGCUCGCAGAGCUCGCGUGCGAGCGUCGAGCCGAUGCCCAGAGCGAGCGUCGAGCCGAUGCCCAGAGCGAGCGUCGAACCGAUGCCCAGAGCGAGCGUCGAGCCGAUGCCCAGAGCGAGUUCGACAUCGACUGCCCCAGGAGGUCACAGGCGCGUAUUCAAGAUUCAUGCUCGCAGCAGCCGGCACCCUAGCGACCAAACAAGCCCAUCCCCUUCGAUAGUGUUGCCAGAACGGCCGGCCGAUGCCAGUAACUCGAGAAGUGGUGCUCCAAGCCAGCCUCAGGGUGAUGUUAAGAAGUACAGCCCGGCUAGCUUGCAGAACAUCAUACAAGACUUCCCGGCGCCAACGGCUGGAUCCUCGCGGGUUAGUUCCCAAUCGCCGAACCCAGCGCCUGCUAGACGCCCGCUCCCGUCCGGCCCGGGAAUGCGCAACGGUUCCCCUCCACGACCAGCACUGCUGUCGGCGGUAAAUACGAAUCGAGCUGGCUCUGCACCAGUGCAGCUGCCUCAAAUGAGGGAUCCCGUGGCGGAGGAGAUACGGCGCGGCGGCAGUGCAUCCGCUGCCCCAGGCUCGAGCAGACAUGCCACGCCCCAGCCAUCCACUCCGGCAGCCGCCGCGGCAGCGAUUGCCACCCCAGAUGCAGGAGUACCAUCAGCCACCUUGUUGGUACAGGCAUCGGUCCCGGCACCAGGGUCCAAGAGGGAGCCGCCACCGCCGCCAAUCCAAGUCCUUCCGCCAACCACAGCUUUCACACCCAUCACGCGAGUCAACGCCAGCCCCCUCGACACACCGGCCACGAGUGCGACUAACACGCGCGCCAACUCGCCGGCGCUGCCGCAACAACAACCCAAAGCAGGCACACCCACCAUGGCCGGUUUCCCCAGGCCCGACACUCCGACGCUUACGCCAACGCUCCCGCAGCCACCACCGAGCGGUUUCCUCCCGACCAUGGACGUGUUUGACCUCGCGGGCGUCAUGGAAGGCAGCACUGAGGUGUUCCGGUCCAGCUCGCCGGACAGUUACCUCCGGCUCAUCGACGACCACCAGAGCGGUGUGUUCACGACGCGCUCGGAUGCGCCGGUGUCGCUCCGGAUCGAGCCCAAGAAGAUUGAGAGGGCCGAGAGGGUGUCGGCAGAGGGCGGGGCGGUUUGUGUGGUUACGAUUACGUACCUUCCUGAGCCGGGCCAUGACGGCGAGCGGCGGAAACAGACGCUCGUGCUGGAGAAGGCGCGGUCGACGGCGAGCGGAAUGCAGUAUGGCCUUGUGCAUGCGCGGAGGCUGUGUCGCAGGUUGCGGGAGUGGAAUCCCGAGAUUGAGUUGCCGAGUCCAAGGAAUGACUUGGACUCGGUCCAGUGGCGGUUCAGCACCCAGACUCCGACUCCGUCGACGGCGGCCGUGGUCGAGCAAGAGGCCACGUAAGGGCACAUGGCCAACAUUCGUGUCUAUGCGGUCACACCUUUCACGAGUGAUCUUUUUUUUUUUCCUCUGCCAGGGUUAUUUGGGCGUGAUCGGGCCUUUGGGUUUGUACAUUCUUCUUUCAUUGCAAACUGCCACCACCAUCGCGUUUCUUUUGUCUUUUGGAGAAGGGAAGGGGGAUUGCAGAUACAGUCUAUGAUACCCGCUGCCCUGGCAGAUCUUCUUAAUCAGAAGAGUUUUGCGACUGAAGGUUUGGGACCGGCUUCUGGCACUGCACUUAUCCCGGGUAUUUGGGUUGGACUCAAGGAACCGGCGUAGACUUUUUCUCUUCUGCAGUAGUGCUCUCAUAUCAGAUAUUCUCUAUUGACACUUGUGAAUGAUAUCUUAGGUC